AUGUCACUACCAGAGAAUUACAUCUUACAAUCUGAGAGCUUAGAACCUUUCAAUAAAGCUGUUGCGGAACUACAAUCAAUUUCGAACGAGAACAAGCAAUUAAAGAAUUCUAUUGUUGGUGAAGUUGAUGGAUUAAUUAAUCAAUUGAAUAAAGGUCAUACUGAUCAUUCAGAGGUGAUUAAUAAGUUGAAUCUUUUCAUUAAGCAGUUUGAUGAUACUUAUGAACCAAUUGUUACAAAUGAAGAAAAUCAAAAAGAGCAAAAAAUUGAUUCAAUAGGAAAGAAUGAAGAUGAUUAUGAAGGUGAUGAUGAGACACAGGCUCAAUUAUUACAACAAAAUGCUAAAUUAAAAGAAAUUUUAAAUCAAAAAUUGAAAUAUAAUCAAGAACUUGAUGAAUUUUCUCAAGAAUAUCAACAAGCUAUAGAUAAAGUUAUGUGGGAUAUACGUGAUACAAAAUCUAAAAAUGAUGAAUUUAAAUUUAAAAAUUUCCAAAGAAUUAAUAAACAAAUUGAAGAAUAUCAACGUGAAGAAUUUGAAAUUUUUGAAAAAUUAGUUUAUAAUAAUCAUAUUCUUUCCAAAUUAUCUCAAAUUUUAGUUAAAUUUAGUAAAUCAAUUAUUGAUGAUGAUUAUACAAAUGAAGUUGAAAUUUCCAAACAUUUAUCAACUUUAGAAAGAUUAAAAUAUGAAAUAUUGGAAGAUAAAUCAAUUCAUCAUCGUGAAGUCUUACAAAAAAGUCAAUGGGCUCAAAGAGCUAAGAAUAAGAAAAAUUUUAUACCAAGUUCUUCAAAUUCAUCAUUAUCAGAUCAAGAAUUUCCUUCAUUAGGUGAAACACAUAUGACUGGUGUUCUUAAUCCUUCAAAUGUUUUGUGA
Hansenula ciferrii is the source of this 870-nucleotide messenger RNA. Its product is annotated as Tetratricopeptide repeat protein. The record is from RefSeq and is a predicted model, not a curated record. The transcript has a single exon. Bases 1 to 870 code for a protein of 289 amino acids. NCBI's taxonomy places the organism in Eukaryota, Fungi, Ascomycota, Saccharomycetes, Phaffomycetales, Wickerhamomycetaceae.